UUACAAAUAAUAACCAUGUUUUCCUUCAGCCUUUUUUCCACAUUUUCGAUGUUUGUGCUGGCGACCGCCCAGACGACGGUCAACUGGAAUAAUCCCGCCCAACAGACCACCACCCACGACAUCGCCAUUCCCACGCCGGACCCCACUUGGCAUCCGCUGUACUCCCGCCCGACCCCGGCGCCGGGCGCGUUCGGACCGGAAGUGGUGCCCAAUCAGGCGGUGCGCGGACAGAAUUACACUCGCAUCGAGGGCGCCAGCGGGAUCUCCUAUAAACUACUAAACACCGCGCAGAAUACCUGGGUGCAGUUGAUGCCCAUCGCGGCCGGGAAGGCCUACGUUCCCAUACACCAGGCGCCGGAAGUGUUUGCACGGACAGCUAUCUGGUUAUUGCUUUUAUGGCAUCCGGAGUACAUGCCGGCGUACAAUGUCAACGAUGCCGAGGACGUAUGGACUGACCGCGCCCUGGAUCCGGUCAUGUUCCAGCUCGGACAGGACAUGAACUGGCAAAUCACCAACCUGACCGUUUACGAGCCACAAAAUAAAACCGCCAAUCUAGAGCGGCUGCUGGACAAUGCAGCGUUUGCCAAGUACGAGGAGUCUUUACGGCGUGGGCGAAUGUAUCACAACAUGCCAUAUUUCAUGUGGAUGGUGGAUGCGGAACUCGCCGCUCUGGAAUACCUGAUGGGCGACGCGCUGACCGACGAAGCCUACGACGCCUUCGAGCUGGUCUUCGAAUUUCUCAAUCUGAAGCAGUUCCACUACGUUGACUACUACAACAACCGCUGUCUGCGCCGUUCCCACCGGUCGGCCUUCUACUACGCCGGUCAACCAUUCGGUCACCUGCGUUCCUAAACAGAUGAAGCGAACAACUCUUCCGCUCAACAUUUAUUUAUCAAUACCAAACAUUUAACUGGCAAUAA
Molecule: messenger RNA, 920 nt
Organism: Paramacrobiotus metropolitanus
Lineage: Eukaryota; Metazoa; Tardigrada; Eutardigrada; Parachela; Macrobiotidae
Exons: 6
Coding region: 16-852 (278 amino acids)
Source: RefSeq, a predicted model, not a curated record